AUGAACGAAUUGUCACAAAGGAUUGCCGCUUUGGAGAAGCAAGAACAAGAAGCAAGUUCAAAGAUUUCCACUUAUCAAAAAGAAAAUGCUGAAUAUGAAAAAUCAAUUGAACAAAACAAAUUAGAAAUCUCUUACUUGAAAGAAAGUGUGAAACAAGAAAAGGCAAGUAGAGAAAAUACUUUCAAUGAGUUGGAAGUAGAGAAGAAACAAAAGUUAGAGCUCGAAAAGGAGGUAUCACAACUCAAAUCGAAUAUCGAGUCCUUAAAAUCGACCAUUUCAUCCAAGGAAGAAGAGCUUAAAACAUUGAUCAAGAAACAAGAACUGACCAAUUUGAAAAAUGAAAAAUCCACUCUGGAAACCAAGCUCAAGGAACUCGAAAACCAAUUGCGUACCGAGAAAGAAAAGGCUGCAGACCUUGAAAAGAAAUUAUCAGCCACUCAAACUACCCUCUCUCAACAUAGAAAAACUAUUGAGGAUAAAUCAAAAGAGAUUCAAACUUUAAAUAACAAGAUUUCUGAGAACACUCUUCAAAUUGAGAAUUUACAAAAACAGAAUUCUGAUCUGAAAAAGGAAAUUGAAGAAAUCAAUUCACAACUUGGCCAGAAGAGAGAAGAAGUGAGCAAACUGAGAGAUCGUGCUGAAAAAGCUGAAAAGCAAAAUGAAAUUCUCAACAAUGACAAGGUAAAAUCUGAAAAUACCAUUGCUGAGAUCAGGUCCAGUCUUCAAGAGGCAGCCAAAAAAGAACUCGAGACCAAACAAAACAUGACCUCACUUCAGGAGAAAUUGAGUAAUUUACAAAAUAAGCUGAAAUCAAAAGAGGAAGAGGCUAAUCUACUUCAACAACAACUAGAUCAAUUGCAAGAAAAAUCAGUGGAGUCAUCAUCUGUAUUAGCUUCUCAAAAUUCAUCCAAUCUUCAAAGAAUCAAAGAACUAUCUUCUGAGAUUACUCAACUGCAAGAUGAAAAAUUGAAACAAAAGAAUCAAUUGCAAACAGAGAUUGAUUCACUUACACAAUCUGUUGAAAAGUUGAAUAAGGAAAAGGAAGCUCUUUCUGUGGAAAUUUCAAGCUUACGCUCUGAAUUGGAGAAGGAAUCUGCUGAAUUGGUAGAGUGGAAGAAAAACACGAAAACGCCUUUUCAACAAUUACAAGAAGAGUACUCUCGAAAUAUUGAAGAUGAAAAGACAUCUUCCCAAAACAAGGUUGAAAAAUUGACUAAUGAACUGCAAGAAGUUGAAAAGAAGCUGAAAGAUUCUAAAAUCGAGUUGGAUCGUAUUACUACCGACUAUGAAAACAAACUCUCAUCUCUCCGUGAUGCCAAUCAAAAACUUGAGAAAGAGCUCUCCGAAAAAAGUACUGCCGUUCUUUCCAACAUGUCCAGUGUUGAGAGUAUCAAUCAGGAAAAUCAAGAUCUGUUGAAGAAGGUAGAAGCACUGCAAAAUGAUCUCAAGGAAAAGGAUUCACAGUAUCAACAACUUGUCAAAGAUCAUGAACGUGUGAAGAAAGAACUUGAAGAUGAGAAAAAUAAUUUGACCAGCCUGAAAUCAAAAUAUGAAGAAACUAAGAACGAUCUUAACCGAGCACGUUCUGAGUGUGAAGAUCAAAAAUCCAUUAUGGAGCUUUUAAAAUCUGCUCAAAAGACAGAAAUUGAAUCUCUUACAACUCGAUUGACAACUAAACAUGAUAGUGAGAUCAAUCAACUCAAAGAAAGUCUCUCUGAGGAACAAAAUCAAGUCAAAAAUCUCAAAUCUUUGGUUGAAGAGAAAAAUUCAGAAGUGGAGAGAACGAGAACAGAAUUGGUUGAAUCACGAUCUAAGGUGGAUAAUUUGGAAAUAUCUCUAAAAGAAGAAAAGCAAAAAUCCAUUCUUUUGAUUCAACAAACAAAGAGUGAACUUGAAAUGGAGAAGAAUAAGGCAGUUGAGGAAGAACGUAAAUUAGUCACAGCUCGAUAUGAAAAUGAAAUAGUUGAAAAAAUUAAAGAAGUUACUGAAAAACAUUCUGUGGCUUUGAAAGAGCACGAGAGGAAACUACGAGAUGCUGAAAAUGAUCAUUUACAAGCCAUUGAUGAUUUGAAAGUCAAACAUCAAAGUGAAUUGGAAAAAGUACAACAAAAGCACAAACAAGAGCGACUUGAAUUACAAAAGGAAAUUAUGGAAUUGACUGACAAAUCCGAACAGAAAGAUAACACAAUUUCAGAUUUGGAAAAUCAAAUCUCUAACAUUCACUCACAAUAUGAAGACAAGAAAGCAGAGCUUGAAGGUGAACUCGAUACUAAAAUUGAUAUCAUCAAGAACCUAGAGAAGGAACUUGCUCAACUUAAGAAAAAGUGUGAAAAAUUGGAAGAAGAAAACAAGUCCAAAAAUCAAGCAGCAAAAGACAAGAUUUCUGAACUCAAUUCCACCAUUACCGAUCUCAAUAAUACGAUCACCUCUCUUAACGAAAAGAAUGACAUGUUAUUGAAACAAUUAUCACAACAGGCUGAACAAAUCCAACAACAAGAACAAGAACUCCUUUCUGCCAAACACAAACAAGAAGGAUUGCAAGCAGAGCUUAAGCAAGCAGAAGCUAAACAAGAAAGGUUAAAGGCGCAACAACAAGAGAAGCAACAUGAAAAGCCACAACCAACACCACCAACACCAGUCGUUCAAGAUGAUCAAUCUCAGCCAUCCUCUUACCAGGAAGAAACUCCACUACACGGUCAACAACAACCUGUCGCAACCACUAAAAAGGUUGUUCGUGUGGUUAGAAGAACAGUGGUCAUGUCCAAAGAAGGUCUAUCACCAACUGAACAAUCUUCGCCAUCCAGUCCUGUGACAACAUCCACCUCAGCUUCCACUUCUCCUCCAAGUUCGAAUGUCAACACUGUCACGUCAUCACCCAUGAAAAAGACCUUGAACACAAGUGGUUCGAUCAUUGUGACCUCUCCUUCACUACAACCACAACAACAAACACCAAAAUCUACUUCCACCCCAGAGACUUCACAUUCCUCUUCAACUGUUGUUGAACAUUCUCCUUCAGAUGCAGUCACAACUUCCACAAGUGACGACACCUCCAAUAAUGACUAUUAUGAAGACAAUGAACCAAACUUGGAAAUUUUAGGACCUACCAAAUCUAAAAGUCGUUUCCCUGUCUUCUCUUCACAUUCGGGUGAUGUCAGCACCGAUAAAAAGAAACGUGCUUCUGUACGUUUGAGAACCACUUCAAUCGCUACUCUAUCGACACCAGUUCACCACUCGACAAAACAGCUCGAAACAGCGAAUGAUUACACCAGCGACUUUACUGCAUUUGCCAAUCCACUGUUUGAUAGCAAUGGAAGUGACAACUUGUCAUUUUCUUCGUCCUUAUUAAGCAGUUCUUCCACUACUGUUCGAACUUCAGUACGAGGAUCCACUCUCAUCAAUGUCAAACCAAAAACCACAAAUUCCUCAUCAUCCUCUCUCACAAGUAGUGGCAACAGUGGAAAUUUAUCAACAGCUGAUCGAGCAGAGAAAGCAAAAAACAAAACAGGAUUUCUCGUGAAACAAGGAGGAGGAUUUAAGAGUUGGAAGAAACGAUAUUUCAUUAUUGAAAGUGUAGAAUCCUCUCCAAGCCAAUAUCAACUCUCUUAUUAUAAACAGAAAGGAGAUCCAAAGCCAAUUGAUUCCAUCCCAUUGAAGGGUACACGAGUUCAAUAUGCAUCUGAGAGUGACAAGGACUUGAGUGGUAGAUUGUAUUGUUUCAAAUUGUCGACUGCUACUCGAACCUACAUAUUUGAUGCUUCUUCUUCUGAGGAUCGAACAGAUUGGGUGGACGCCUUAGAUAUUUUAAUUGUCUUGUCCAAUAAAUAUAACUAA
Molecule: messenger RNA, 3831 nt
Organism: Naegleria fowleri
Lineage: Eukaryota; Heterolobosea; Eutetramitea; Acrasida; Naegleriidae
Exons: 3
Coding region: 1-3831 (1276 amino acids)
Source: RefSeq, a predicted model, not a curated record